GCCGUAGCAGCUUGCGAUUGAAAUAUUUUAUGAACUUACUUUGAAUGUAUCAUAAAAGUGUACCUGUUCUUUAAAACUACCUUAAGGAUGCGUUUCCAUUUUUUUUUCCAUUUCCACCUGUAGCAGGCAUUGAAGAUUUUUCCAGUCAACUCAAACGAAUUCAAGACAACUGCGAUCGUGUCAAACUCGGAAACUUGGAUUGAACUCGAGCAGUUUUAAGGAUCGAGACUUGGCUUGAUGAGAGGAAAACCCGCGAGACGCGAGUGCUUCCUCUGACAAUUAUCAUGGGCACCAUGUGCCCCUCGCUGUGCGCGUAAUUGCUGCUGUGAGGAACUACACAUUAUGAGACGCCAUGGCAUGGUGUGAUCGAAGGGUUCAGACUUUGCUGGCCGUUGUGGGGGCCUUCGUCGCCUUCAGUCUCAUGACCAUCGCCAUCGGCACCGACUACUGGCUUUACUCCCGGGCGUACAUCUGCAACGCCACUAAUGCCUCCGCGGACGACUCCCAGAUGCAAACCAAGAAAGUCAAAGGCGACCUGACGCACUCCGGGCUGUGGAGGAUCUGCUGUAUCGAAGGAAUAAACAAAGGAAGUUGUUUUCGGAUCAAUCAUUUUCCAGAGGAUAACGACUACGAUACAGACAGCUCAGAGUACAUCUUACGUAUAGUGCGCGCAUCAAGUCUAUUCCCCAUUCUCAGCACCGUUCUGCUGAUGUUGGGUGGCCUGUGUGUGGGGGUUGGACGCAUCUACAACAACAAGAACAACAUUCUGCUCAGUGCUGGCAUCCUGUUUGUGGCUGCAGGCCUGAGCAACAUCAUCGGAAUCAUUGUCUACAUCUCCAGUAACGCCGGGGAUCCCAGUGACAAGAAAGACGAGGACAAGAAGAACCACUACAACUACGGCUGGUCCUUUUACUUUGGCGCUCUCUCCUUCAUUGUGGCUGAAUCAGUGGGUGUUCUCGCAGUCAACAUAUAUAUCGAGAAAAACAAAGAGACACGCUUCCUAGCCCGAAGUGACUUCAUCAAAACCACCUCCUCCUCUUCGCCUUACUCUCGGAUCCCUAGUUACCGCUACAGACGAAGGCGCUCACGCUCCAGUUCGAGAUCGAGUGACCCAUCCCGGGAGCCCUCUCCAGUGGGGAGGAAGAUCGGUGGAGGAAGCGGUGGAGGAGGGUUGGGUAUGGGCUUGCCAAUGGGGGAUAUAUCCCUGUACGCCCUUAGUAGGGACCCUCUGAAGGGCGGAAGUGUGACUGCAGGGCCUUACAGUCCAGAGAGGGACUCUGGGUUUUUACAAGUCCACAACUGCUUCCAGAAAGAUAUGAAAGAUGGAGUGAACAGGAGGACCACGCCGGUAUGAGAAAAGUGCCAAUCUGUGUUUCAUUUGAAGGAAGAGGGAAGGUGAUAUCAAAACAACUUUUCAUCAUAUGACUCAGUAUCUCUAAGGGGAAUGCAGACAUUUUGUAGCAAAAGUUACAAGAACAAGAGUUUAAUUGGAAAUUGUGAUACCCACUAUUUGUGAGUUACGUCUUACAGAAAGUCUGAAAUAUGUCGUACAUGUUCUGGUAUUCUUUAAAGGAUAAUUGCCUGAUAAAAGAAUUAAGCUUUUAUAGACUUGAUGCUCAAUAUAAUAAAGAUUCUGAAUAUUGAACUUCAGGUAAUGUUUUUCUGCUAAAAUAGAUGUGUAGUGUUUUGGAAAUGUUUCUUUUAAAAGGAGACAAAUAGAUAUUUGUCUCCAAAAUGAAAUGCUAAAAUGAAGUGAUUCAUGUGAUUGAGCAUUAUUGUAUUGUAUUUGUUUGUAACUUUAACACAACUGGUGCUAACUUAAUCUGUACACUUUUGAUAGUCUUAAGCCUUCUCAACUGCCAUUCAAAUACUUCUACUGUAUCUCAAUAACCUCUUUUUUAAGCUUGUGUUUGAGUCAGGGGAUAAAUAUGUGUGUUACGGUAUGUGAAAUGUAUUAUGGCUCUGAAACACUCCCACACUAUGACACAUAUGUAUUUCUGUAGAUAUAUAUCAACAAAGGUACACAGCAAUGUCAAUACAUUCUAGUGUGAUUUAUCUUGUGUCUAUUAUUUCAGUAUUUCUGUACUCUUCUGUGCUGCCCCAUAUUUUGACAACAAGAAACAGGACAGAUGACACAUAUUUUACAACCAACAAGCACAUUGUGUUAUAUGGUUUGAUUUAGUUCUUUAAUGUUUCUGUGAAUCUGCUUAAAGUUGAGUGUUCUGUGUUAACAAAUUGAGCAAGUGUUUGAUUGGAUUAUUUAGUUUUAUCUUUCCAAAUGGGUAAUAUUAAAAUAAAAUGUUUAUAGUGUUAUGUGACAUGAAGUGUAGAGAGGUCACCCAGGAGUGACAUGGUGGAUGUGCAUGUGGACCGUGGAAGAGUUUGUGAGUUGUUGUAUCAGCUCUGUGAAGGACUUUCUGUAUUACUUGGGUUUUAGAAUUGCAAGUCGCAAAUCAUGAAAAUGUGUCGUUCCACUGUCCGGUGUUAUGUUAAGAUUUCCCCCAAGAGCAAUUGUACUUGCGGCAAGGAAAAACGUCUUUUAAACAGGCAGAAACCACAAACAGAACAUGGCUCUAGGUGGGCGGCUAUCUGCCUCGGCUGGUUGGGGGAGAGGGAGGGAGAUGCAUUGCAACUCCAAUAAUACCUAAUUAUAAUAAAUAUAGAACUGUGACUCAAUAAUAUAGCAGUGGGUAUAAUGGAAUGACAUGAUGAACAGUGGCAUUAUAGUAACACUAAAGAUCGUAGAACUAUGACUAAUAAUAAUAACAGUAGCAAUGGGCAUUAAGCAGGACCACAAUGCACACAGAUGGAGAGAGAGAGAGAGAGGUGGAGAGAGGAGCUCAGUGGGUCAUAAGAAGUCCCCUGAUAGUCUAAACCUAGAGCAGCAUUACUAAGAGUUGGUCAAAGGCAAAACUAAGCCAACCCUAACUAUAAGCGUUAUCAAAGAGGAGCCAAUCAUUUUGUAUAUAUAAGGAAUGAAUCAUGAUGGAAGUUAUUGAUGUUUAUUUGCUCCUUAGCUUCUUUCAGCUGGUCAAAGGUCAUUAACAACUCACCACUGAAUAGGUGCCCUGGCUUACCCUCUCCUUCCAUGCUG
Messenger RNA from Perca flavescens (yellow perch), 3094 nucleotides. RefSeq names its product voltage-dependent calcium channel gamma-4 subunit. The coding region runs from base 353 to 1354 and encodes 333 amino acids. Gene Ontology annotation, cellular component: AMPA glutamate receptor complex; postsynaptic density membrane; voltage-gated calcium channel complex. Gene Ontology annotation, biological process: neurotransmitter receptor internalization; transmission of nerve impulse; neurotransmitter receptor transport, postsynaptic endosome to lysosome. The record is from RefSeq and is a predicted model, not a curated record. NCBI's taxonomy places the organism in Eukaryota, Metazoa, Chordata, Actinopteri, Perciformes, Percidae. The transcript is spliced from 5 exons. Gene Ontology annotation, molecular function: voltage-gated calcium channel activity; channel regulator activity.